This is a messenger RNA of Coccomyxa subellipsoidea C-169, 3669 nucleotides long. RefSeq names its product RecF/RecN/SMC protein. The record is from RefSeq and is a predicted model, not a curated record. Gene Ontology annotation, molecular function: ATP binding; ATP hydrolysis activity; protein binding. Lineage: Eukaryota; Viridiplantae; Chlorophyta; Trebouxiophyceae; Coccomyxaceae. Gene Ontology annotation, biological process: mitotic chromosome condensation. The transcript has 27 exons. Gene Ontology annotation, cellular component: chromosome. The coding region runs from base 1 to 3669 and encodes 1222 amino acids.
AUGGAGGUAGAAGGCGAAGCCACUGGGGCUGGGCCCAGGCGACUUAUCAUUACAGAGAUGGUGCUGGAAAAUUUCAAGUCCUACGCCGGGGAACAACGUGUAGGACCCUUCCAUAAGUGCUUUUCCUCGGUGGUGGGCCCCAAUGGCAGCGGCAAAUCAAACGUCAUCGACGCAAUGCUUUUCGUAUUUGGGAAAAAGGCGAAGCAGUUGCGACUCAGCAAAGUCUCGGAGCUCAUACACAACUCCACAAACCACAAGCACCUGGACUCGGCCAAGGUCUCAGUCUACUUCCAGGAGAUCAUCGAUCUGGAUGACGAGGCGUUCGAGGUGGUGCCAGGCACAGGCUUUGUGGUCUCGCGCACAGCGAUGCGCAACAACAGCAGCAAUUAUUACGUGGACGGCCGCAAGAGCAGCUUUGGGGAGGUCACCGACAUGCUGAAGGGGAAGGGCAUCGACCUGGACAACAACCGCUUCCUCAUCCUGCAGGGGGAGGUGGAGCAGAUCAGUAUGAUGAAGCCGGUGGCUCAGGGCCCCCACGACACAGGCCUGCUGGAGUACCUGGAGGACAUCAUCGGGACCGACAAGUACAAGUCCCAGCUGGAGGAGGGCGCCAAGAGGCUGGAGGAGCUGAGCGAGGCGCGCCAGAGCGUGGUGAACCGGGUGAAGGCGGCCGAGAAAGAGCGGGACGGCUUGGACGGCGCCAAAGCCGUCGCAGAGGCAUACCUUGCCAAGGAGCGGGAGUGCACCGCUACGCAGUCCACCAUCUUCCAGAUCUUCGUCCGCGACGGCCAGAGGAAUAUUGACAAGAUUGCCAGCAAUCUGGUGGAGCUGGAGGCCAAGCUGAAGCACGAGCAGGACAAGUUCCAAACCUAUGGCCAGGACCUCAAGGACGCCGAGAGCAAGUUUGAGGCGGAGAAGAAGGAGCACGGGAAGAUGCAGAAGGAGCUGGAUGCUGCGAAUGAGCGUUUUAAAGAGUAUGAGCGCAAGGACGUGAAGCUGCGGGAGGACAUCAAGCACCUGCUGGCCAAGCAGAAGAAGCUGGCCGACAAACGCUCCAAGGACUCUGCCAAGGCCCAGGUGCUGACGGAGGAGGCAGCGUCUCUGGAGCAGCAGGCGCCAAAGCUGGCAGCCAAGGCCGUGGAGCUGGCCAAGCAGCUGCAAAAGGAGGAAGAGGAGCUGGCGAGGAUGUGCGAGGGGAUCAAAGGAGAAGUGGAGGGGUUGCGAACCGAGGCGAGCCAGAUCAGGACGCAGCAGGCCCCCUGGGAAGCACAAGCUGCCGAGGUCAACGGUCGCAUAAGUGUCGCAACUGCAGAGCGCGACCUGCUGCUAAAAAAACAAGGCGACGCGCAGAAACGCCUCAAGGCAAGCAUCCUCUCUAGGCAAGGUCGGUCUGCAGGCAAGCUGCAGAUAAAGGCUGCCAAAAAUGCACGCACCUGUCGCAGGCGGGAGGCCGAGGCGGCGCGGAAAGAGGCGGCAGCCGCCACGGCUGAGGCGGAGCGGCUGCAGGGAACCCUGCGCAAGGUGCGCGGCACGGUGGCGCAGCGCAGAGCGGAGCGCAGCGCGCAAAGCAGCCAGAGCGCCGUCAUUCAGGCGCUCAUGGCCGCGCGCAAGGACAUCCCUGGCAUCCGCGGCCGCCUCGGUGAGCUGGGCGCAAUCGACGCCAAAUUUGACGUCGCGGUGUCGACGGCCGCGCCUGCGCUGGAUUAUGUGGUUGUGGACGACACUGCCAGCGCGCAGGCGUGCGUGGAACUUCUUCGUAGCCGGAAGCUGGGCGUGGCAACCUUCCUCAUCCUGGACAAGCAGGCCCACCUGGCCGCCAAAUGCGCGCAGAGCGUCUCGCCCCCAGAAGGCGUGCAGCGACUGUUCGACUUGGUCAAGUGCAGCGAGGCGGCGCUGCGGCCGGCGUUCUUCUACGCGCUCGGGGACACUGUGGUCGCUGCUGAUCUGGAGCAGGCGUCGCGCAUCGCCUACGGCCGCGAUAAGCGCUGGGCGCGCGUCGUUACUGUCCAGGGCGAGAUAAUCAAUGACAGCGGCACGAUGACGGGCGGCGGCGGCAGGGCGCGAGGCGGCCGCAUGCGCCUUGGCAGCGGGGCACCACGGCCGGUUGAAACUGCAGCGGCAGCCGCCGAGCUGGCUGCCGCCGAGAAGCAGGAGGAAGCCAGCCUGAAGGCGUUGGCCGAGGCGCGGCAGAUGGCGGAGCGGUCUGGAGCGGCGUUGUCAUCUGCCGAGAAGGCGCUGUCUUCCCUGGAGACAAGCAUCUCCAAGGCGCGCAUGGAGGCCGCAGCGCAGCGUGCCAAGGCCGACGACCUUGCCGCCCGCCUCGACAGCCUGCGCGCCGCCACCAAGGUCGCAACUGAGGACGCCGCGGCGAUCAAGCGGCUGGAGGCGGAGGUCAAGGCGGCGCAGAAGGACCUGGAGCCCAUCAGCAAGAAGCUGGCGCCGCUGCAGGCGAAGCUGGCCGCCUUGGAGGCGCGCAUGGAGGACGCCGGGGGGCCGCCCCUCACGAAGCAGCGCCAGAAGGUCGCCCAGCUGCUGCAUGACAUCGCUGCGGCCGAGGAGGAAUCUGCCAAGAAGAAGGUGGGCGCGGCAGCUGCCGCGAAGCAGCUGGAGAAGCUGCGCAAGGAGGCCACCAAGACCGAAUCCGACGCGGCCGCCGAGCUGGAUGAUCAGGCAUUGGAGGUGCUCCAGGCGGCCAAGGCGACAGAGGCCAUCCUCGCACAGAAGGCCGAGUCUCUGGCGGCCAUCCGCAGCGAGUUUGAGCGCAAGCAGAAGGAGGUGAACAUCAUACAGGUGGCGGAGGUAAAUAUAUCCAACGCGAUCAAGGACCAGAGCGACAGCGCGGCGGCCGAGAAGAGCAUGCAGAAGCAGUGGACGCGCAAGCUCGCCGAAGCUACCAAGAAGCUCGCACAGGGCGAAGGCACUUUCACUGUCGGCUCAGCAGGUGAGGCGCCUGCGCCGCUGACGCCUGAGGAGCUGGAUGCUCUGGACCCCAAGGAGCUCGAGUACAGGGUGACGAUGCUGGAGGAGGAGCUGGGCCGCAUGGCGCCGGACCUGGGGGUGAUCGAGGAGUGGAAGCGCAAGGACGCUGACUACACCACCCGCCUGGCGGACCUCGAGGCCGCCACCGCCGCGCGCAACGAGGUGCGGGAGGCGCACGAGACGCUGCGCAAGCGGCGGCUGGACGAGUUCAUGGCGGGCUUCAACGCGAUCAGCCUCAAGCUCAAGGAGAUGUACCAGAUGAUCACACUGGGCGGCGACGCUGAGCUGGAGCUCGUCGACUCCCUUGACCCCUUCUCUGAGGGCAUUGUCUUCAGCGUGCGGCCACCCAAGAAGAGUUGGAAGAACAUCGCGAAUCUGAGCGGCGGCGAGAAGACACUCUCCAGCCUCUCGCUUGUCUUCGCGCUGCACCACUACAAGCCCACGCCGCUCUAUGUCAUGGACGAAAUCGACGCCGCGCUCGAUUUCAAGAACGUGAGCAUCGUGGCGCACUACAUAAAGGAGCGCACGAAGAACGCGCAGUUUGUCAUCAUCAGCCUGCGCAACAACAUGUUCGAGCUGGCCGAUCGCCUCGUGGGCAUCUAUAAGACCGACAACGCCACCAAAUCCGUCACCAUCAACCCGGGCGCGUUCGCCGUGCGGCCAGCGCUGGCGCCCGUGGCUGCAUCGUAA